ACUUUAUUGCAACUUGCGAGGGGCCACUCCAAGUGGCCCUUCUCAAAAUCUUAUCUUCAAAAACAAUUUCAAACCCAAUAAAUAAACAAACAUUUAAUUUACCAUUGUCUACUAAAAUCUAUUAUCCAAAUUUCGAGAAAUUUAGAUCCACCAAAAUGGGCGUAGACGCAGAGAAUCCCAAAUUACUGGACUGGACUUGUAAUUCUGAUGACGAAGAAGAAACCGAAUCCCUCUUCUUCUUCCGCCAAAUUUGCCCGCCCGACUUCUCCAGAAAGCUGCUGGCGGAGGUGAUAGCCACGUAUUUGAUGGUGUUUGUCACGUGCGGGGCGGCGGCAUUGAGCGCCAUCGACGAACGACAGGUCUCCAAGCUCGGAGCGUCCCUCACCGGCGGGAUGAUCGUCACCGUCAUGAUCUACGCCGUCGGCCACAUCUCCGGCGCCCACAUGAACCCCGCCGUCACCUUCGCCUUCGCCGCCGUUCGACGUUUUCCAUGGAAACAGGUUCCUCUAUAUGCAGCUGCUCAACUAAGUGGGGCAACAUCAGCUGCCUUUUCACUACGCAUAUUAUUGCAUCCAAUAAAAGAAAUAGGCAUUACUUCACCUUCAGGACCAGAGUUUCAAGCUCUGCUAAUGGAGAUUGUAGUCUCAUUCACUAUGAUGUUUGUCACCUCUGCGGUCGCCACCGACACGAAAGCUAUUGGAGAGUUGGCCGGUAUAGCAGUUGGCUCAGCUGUAUGUAUCACAUCCAUCUUUGCAGGGCCUAUAUCGGGUGGGUCGAUGAACCCUGCGAGGUCAAUAGGGCCUGCAAUUGCAAGUUCACAUUACGAAGGGAUUUGGGUGUACUUGGUCGGACCAGUUGUAGGGACGCUAUUAGGGGCAUGGUCAUAUAAUUUCAUACGAGCGAGGGAAAAGCACGAGCAUCUACUUUCUCCGCAUUGACAUUCACCUUGGACUACGACAAAGUUUGGAUGAUGAGGGAUGUCCAUGAGUGAGACCCUUCCAAAAAUCAAUUCACAUAUGUUAGUUUCUUGUAUGAAAGGUAUAUGUUGAAAUUUAAGUUGUAUGUUGAGUUUUUUUUUUUUUUUUUGUAUUUUUGUAUUUUUUUGUUUUGUUUAAUUAAGGUUAGAUUUAAUUUCUUCUUUUAUGUUCUUACUUUAAACAUUCAGCAUUUGUGCUUCUUUCACAUUUUUUAGUUUUAAGAGGAUGAAUCUCAAAAAGGGGUUCGUUUUUGUUGUUCUAAAGUGUGAACAUUGAUGAGUUUUGUAUAAUAUCAAUUUAUAAUUGAUUAA
Momordica charantia (bitter melon) is the source of this 1288-nucleotide messenger RNA. Its product is annotated as aquaporin NIP2-2. Gene Ontology annotation, biological process: transmembrane transport. NCBI's taxonomy places the organism in Eukaryota, Viridiplantae, Streptophyta, Magnoliopsida, Cucurbitales, Cucurbitaceae. Gene Ontology annotation, molecular function: channel activity. The record is from RefSeq and is a predicted model, not a curated record. Gene Ontology annotation, cellular component: membrane.